Messenger RNA from Periophthalmus magnuspinnatus, 578 nucleotides. Its product is annotated as zinc finger CCHC domain-containing protein 24-like. The transcript is spliced from 3 exons. Bases 85 to 360 code for a protein of 91 amino acids. NCBI's taxonomy places the organism in Eukaryota, Metazoa, Chordata, Actinopteri, Gobiiformes, Gobiidae. The record is from RefSeq and is a predicted model, not a curated record.
GAAGCAGCCUUUAUAAACUCAGCCCACACAGACACAGGACACACACUGUUUUGGGAGGAAAACUUCAGGAACAGAGCAGCCGUCAUGAACCAGAAGAAGACGCCGUACCAGGGGAAGAGGAGGUGUUUUGGAGAAUAUCAGUGUUCACAGUGUAACAGGAAGUGGAUGAGCGCCAAUUCCUGGGCCAAUAUGGGACAAGAGUGUACCACCUGCAAAAUCAACGUCUACCCCCACAGACAGCGUCCACUGGAGAAGCCAGACGGUCUGGAUGAUCAUCUGGACCCAGACAAAGCUCACCUACAGCACCUGUGUGAGAAGUGCAAGAGGAUGGGCCGCUGCUGCCGCCAGAGCUACAGAUGACAUCACACAUGACAUCACACACGACAUCACACACGACAUCACACACGACAUCACACACGACAUCACACAUGACAUAUCACAUCACAAAUGACAUCACAACACCACCAUAAACUUUACCAUAAACUCUGCUUUAUUUCCCUUGUCUGUGCUUUAAGCUUCUGUAUGUUUAAAUGCUUAAAUAUUUAAACAAUUAUAUGUUUAAACGUAUAAACCUAUAA